Molecule: messenger RNA, 381 nt
Organism: Durusdinium trenchii
Lineage: Eukaryota; Dinophyceae; Suessiales; Symbiodiniaceae
Source: the annotation of a GenBank genome assembly
AUGGCGAUCGUGACGGUCCAAAGCAUGGCCGGGGCAACGAUGCUGGCGCCCUUGGCGAUCGAACAAGGAGUCGCCGAGUUGAAGCGGCACUUGAGGGCCUUGCCACAAUGCGCUGAAGGGGAUUUGAGCCUCCUCCUCGAGGGCGAAGUCCUCACCGCGGCGUCGCCGCUGAGCGGUGGCAGUUGGGAGGAUCCCUUGCUGAUCACCGCCUUGGUCACGGAGCAGACCUACCAGGUCGUGGCUUGGGGUCAGCACACUCUCUCCGCCUCCUGGAGGAGGGUGUCUCCGCAGCUGACUUCUGGCGUGCUCAGUGUGACCUCCGGGAUGGGCAACGCCUUUGCGGCGCGGAAAUCGGGUGGCCAGGUCGUUCCUGGGCGUUGA